Messenger RNA from Caenorhabditis briggsae, 12567 nucleotides. It is a transcript of the gene Cbr-eel-1, whose product is annotated as Protein CBR-EEL-1. Lineage: Eukaryota; Metazoa; Nematoda; Chromadorea; Rhabditida; Rhabditidae. The transcript is spliced from 13 exons. Bases 1 to 12567 code for a protein of 4188 amino acids. Gene Ontology annotation, biological process: proteasome-mediated ubiquitin-dependent protein catabolic process; positive regulation of protein catabolic process; protein polyubiquitination. Gene Ontology annotation, cellular component: nucleus. Gene Ontology annotation, molecular function: protein binding; ubiquitin-protein transferase activity. The record is from RefSeq and is a predicted model, not a curated record.
AUGAGGAUCGACGAUGAGCCGAGCUCAAGUUCCAACUCAACUGAGAUGCCUCCAGCCAGUGCUACUCUUCUCCAAAAAAUUAAUGACACUUUCACUGAUGAGGACUUCAUUGAUGCAAUCAAUAAGGGGAGGGAAGUACAUGCUGUGAUGGGAAAAACAGAACUACACCGAUGGAUUGACGUUCUCAACAGAUGUGAUGAAAUCCUUGAAAAAGCAGUGCAAAAGUUGGGAAAGUUAUUUUUUCAGAACGAUCAAGGGAAUAUGAAGUGUGAUCAUGAUGCGACACUGAAGAAUUAUGCGGUUGCCAUCAUACGCUUCACAGUUUUGCUCUUCGAGUGUACUUCAUCCAGACGUAUCUACAAAAGUGUGGAUAGAAUUCUUGCACUCCUUGAGAGCACUGACAUGGAUCUACUCGCUGAAGUUCUUCGAUUGCUUCAAGUUAUGGGGAAACGAUCGAAGUUCUUGAGCACCAGAAUUCCACAGAAAGAUCAACAAUCUAUGGCUAAUCGACUCACUGCUAUUGCACAAUGUUGGGGAGGAAAGCUGAGAACUGUCAAGAUGGCAGAGUGUCUGAAAAAAGAUCCGAAACUCCCUCUUCUCUUCCCGUUUUCCUAUACGGACUCAAAGCAGCGAACAAUCGUCGUUGAGCAGCCUCAGAACGAAGAAACCGUGGGGGAACUCAUCACUAGGACAGUUGCUCAACUGAGUCCACCUACCAAUUCGGAGACAACAACCACGGCUCACUUCUCAAAUGAUGAUCUUUACUGUCUGCUCUCUCGUAUUCGUAUGCACAUUGCCUUCAACGACUGGCAUCACCGAUUUAAAUGUCUAAUCGUUCGUCUUCUUUCGGUCAGCACACUUGUCUACUGCCGCCUUGGAGGAACGGAUGAAAGCACACUCAGCUCACUUUUAUACAGUGGAUUCAUUGAAGAAAUAGUUGAGUUGUUGAAAACUGAACGAGAAGCAGAUACUCAGACAAAUCACCACCUUCACGAUGCAAUUCAAACGGAAGCGCUCUCCACAUUGUGUUCAAUUGUUACCUACGAAAAAGAACCAAAAGUACCACAAAUAUUAGAUGCGCUCUCUGCUUCAAGCUAUCACGGUUUCUUAUCGGUUAUGACCAGACAGAUAGUCGAUGAGCUGAAAAGUAACAAUCUUGGAAAGCCGGGAAAACCAUCAGUUUCACUGGCCACUGCCUUGUUUUCGUUCAUUUAUCACCUUGCAAGCAUCGAGCCCGGCGGCGAUACACUGGUUAGUUCCGGACUGACUCAAACGCUUCUCAGUGUCAUCGGAUACCACGAUCUUCCGAUUGAAUGCAUCACUUUUGGAACACGAUGUGCUAGAAUUAUUGACUUGUUCACAACACUGGAUGUUACUGCGUUCAAAGCCAAUAACGGAAUGGAAAUUUGUGUGAAUAGAGUUGUGCACGAAAUCAACGAAUGCCGCAAAGAACAACCGUUUAUGAUUGACGUAUCCCACGAUAUGCCGUUCGAUGCCGAGCCAGAGCCGAGAGACGAUCAAGAGCAGGAUGAACAAAAUGAGGAGGAUCAACGAAAUAUGGAGGAAGAUGGUGUUGAAACAUCAGCAACAUCAUCAAAUGCUCCGCUACAAGAAAUGGAAGAGUCAGGUCCUGCUCCUGAUGUCGUUGAUUCGCCUAAUCAAGCCGGCUCAUCCACAGAAAAGUUCAAAGGUGGACCAUGGGAAGUGGUGCAAUCAACUGGAACAACAUGUCAUCAACAGAGAAGCGGUCUCAUUAAAGGAUUGCUAACGUUCAUUAAGCGAGCUAUCGGCGAUGGGCAGUUUCAGGAUAUCAUGAAACACAUCAUGGAGGGCGAUUUACCAGAAGCUCUUAUGCACAUUCUUUCAAAUGCUGAAUACUAUUCACCAUCUCUUUUCCACCAGUCAGCACAUCUAAUCACCAACUUCGUUUAUCAGUUUCCAGAAGAACUAUCUUCAAUUCAACGUCGCCAUGUCCCAUACGUUGUUUUCCAAAGCCUGUUGCGAAAAGAGGUUCGUCUGACGCCGGUAAAUAAGAAAUACACAUUGUUACCUCUAAAUGUUUUCAUUUUUCAGCUUCCGAACAGUAAAGAUGUCAUAACGACACUUGGAAAUGUGUUUACAGCUAUGUGCCUGAACGAACGCGGUCUGAGACAGUUCAAAAGCUACGAACCAUUCAAUCAAAUUUUCCGUAUAGUUUUGAGUGUCAAGUUCUUGGUUACUCUGCGGAAGAAACGAACAUCGGACGUUUUUGAGUCAGCGCAAGCAAUUGGAGGUGCUUUGGAUGAUUUGAUGCGACACUAUCCAGAUUUGAAACACGAUAUGCUGAAAUCGAUCAUUGUCAUCCUCGAUUUGCUACAUGAAAUCGGAAAAAAUCCACCGAAUGGCGUUGAAUUGGUUCCUACCCUCACUAAAUCCAUGGCUCGAAACAUAGUUUUUUCUCCAAACAUGAGCUUUUUAGUGCCACGAGAAGCGAGGUCGCAAGCCAACCAACAGAGAGAAGAACCAGAACAGGCAGACGAACAAGUUGGGGGCGACGUCGAUGAAGAACCGAUGGAAGUGGAAGAUGGAGAAGAUUCUGAUGUGGACGAAGAAGACAACGAGAUGUCGAUGGAUGAAACGACUGGUGAUCCUCCAGAACCAGCAGCCCCAAGUCCAGCACCACAGAAAAACCGACCAUUCGAAUAUGGACCAGGAAUGAUGUGUGAAGAUGUAUACGGCAAGAAAAUGCUGCCAAUCGGAGAUUAUAUGCUUCUCAUUGCACGUGUUGUUGAAACGAUGAUGACUCAAACACCAACGCAGAAGAUCACAGAGGAAUUCAUUGAAGGACGAGUUAUGCAGAAGAUCAUGAGAUUAUGUCAUCUUCCGUGUCCGGCAAGUGACGCAACACAAACUGCGUACCUCAAUUCGAUAUCGGCAAUCAUCAAGCAUAUUGUGAAAGCCGGAUUCCACGGUCAACGAACUGGUCCUGACGCCGGUCCAAAGUUAAUGUCGGCUAUCAUCGAAGAGUUCAUUAAAACCAUUGACCCAUUUUUCGAAAUGUACGACAAGCACUGCUCGGUACUGCAAAAGGAUGGAAGCAAGAACGCCUCGCUUUUCAUGACCCUCGACGACAAGAUUUUGGAGAAGACCCUGUUGGAAUUAAAUAGUAUCAUUCCAGCACUGUUACAUCUCAAUAAAACUCCAAUGAACUCGAGCAACUAUAAUCCACCAGACCAUCGAAACCGAAUUUUUGAGACUUGGAAGAUGCCAGAUGGAAUGAAGUUGUAUGCUAUGCUCAGAAAGCUUUCAAGGAUGCUUUGCUGGGAGCACGAACUUAUCCAAACGCUCAAGCCAACCAUCCGAACUGCAGCCACUCAAACCGAAGGAGAAAUGCUCAGUGAUGGGCCUAAUGAUGCUCAUCUUGAUAUGGAAGUUUUGCCACCAUGGGAAGAGGAUGACAUCAAGGAAAAAAGACAACAGGAGCAGGAUAAAGAUCACAGAUGGAAAGCAGCUGGAGUUUCUCAAGCAGAGCAUGAAUUCUGGUCCCACCACAAAUCACUUCAAGAAACGGUUUGCAAGUCUCACAACGCAGUCAAGGAACUGUUGAAUUCCAUGGGAAGGCAAGCCAACGUGAACAAUCCCAGACGCAUACGAACAAGAGAAGCCCCUACACUUCCUGCUGCAUCCACACAAUGCAUAUCGAUGAUCUUCACUUCGAUUUAUAAAGAUAUAAAAUGGGAGCCACCUGUCCAGAGCCUUGAAAACUCUCCAAUGGCUUAUGGACGCUACACCGAUCUGUUGGCUCAGCUCAAUUACGCAUUGUUUGAAGGUGGUAACCGCUGUGCCAGUGCAUCACUUGCUCAAAACUUAUACACCUCUGGAUGUCACAAAGCAUUCUUCGAGCUCUUCACUGAGAAGAUUGUUCCAUACUUGGGUGAAAACAUGCCAGAAGGCGUUGAAAAUGCGAUGGAGGAAUGGUGUCGAUUGGCUGGAAAACUUACUGAUCGAAAUGCUCUCGUGAAUCCAGACGGAAUUCAACAACGACGAGAUCGCCAGAUCACGGAUUUCGACACUGUUAAGUACUUGAAAUUGGUUUGCCGGGAUAUGUUCCAUGCCUACAAACAGUUUUUCGAGAAAAUGGCUCAGAUGCCUGACUGGGAAUUGAAGUCUUUGAAGAAAGUGUGCGAGAGUGCAUUCUCUGUGUUCAAGGAAGUUGCUAAGAACUUGGUUGAAGAAGCGGAAAACUCACCUGCUCCGGCAGCUGCUGGAAACGCGAACGCUCCUGAUGCUCCUCCAGAAGAGUGGGCGCCAGGAGUUCCACGUCCAGCUCAACCUCCGGCGGAUGCUCCUCCAGCCCCACAAGCACCAGAUGCACAAGACGAAACGAUACGAAUGUUGAUGGAUCUUGGAUUCUCUCGUGAUAUAGUCCUCUAUGCAUUGGAGAACACUCGUAAUGCUGAUGAGGCUGCAAACUAUCUUCUAGCUCAAGGACAGGAAGUUAGUAUUCGAAUCCAAGAUGUUGUGAAUGCCUUCCGUGACGACAAUGAUGACGAUGAUGGGAUACAAUUUGCACUCCGUGCCAUGCGCCCAAUUGUCCCAACAGCUUCACCUAGUGCCAAUGAAUUGGAGAACGAGCUGCGUGAUUCGUUAGCCAAUCGCCAAGGAUACGAGUUAGUUCGCACUGCUCAACGUACUCUGCGAGAUGCAAACAUGGAUCAAGUCGCUGAUCAACUUGUCGAGAUUUAUCCAGAUGAGAGUGCUGCAAUCAAUGCUGAUAGUCUUAUCACUACUGUUAUGGACCGUGUUCGAAAUCCCCGCUCGACAUAUGAGGAAAACAUCGCUACCCCGCUCAUUCCUCCGUUGAGCCAACUGAAAAUCGAGCAAGAUGUGUCAUUGAGUAGUGCGUGCGAGCAACUUUUCCCUCUUGUCAAACGUCUUCUCGUGGUGUCGAACGACACGAUUCAUCCAUGUGCUGAACUCAUCGUUUCGAUAUUCCCUGCCAUGACAGAGAAUUGGAGAAAAGAGCAUUUGAUUGCUGAGAUAUGUGGACAAGAUUUGUUGAACAUGGCUGAAAGCUUCAUCAACCAAGAACUUGAUGAUUCUGGCAAGCCAAAGGAUCACGAAAUUGCUAGAACGAUGGCCAACCGACUACAUUUUGCUGUUUUGAUCUUUGAAAACGUUUCUGAAGAAUAUGUCCAAUGGAUUGAUUCGAAGGGAAUGACUCAAGCCAUGAUCAAGAUGUUGGAGUAUCUAGUUGAAAGGUUCAAAGUUGUGGAUUAUUACCAAUCUCUCGUAACUCGUGUGGUUUGCUGGUUCGAUUUCUACGCGAAGACUCAUCGUUUGGUUCUCAGAAGAAAAUAUCUCCAGUCCCUCACACCGACACUUGAAUGGUUUUAUCAAGCUUAUGAAGAAGAUGGAAUGAGGAGACGCCAUGAAUAUGCACCAGGGGAUAGGAAAUGGGUACCUUAUGAUGCUUCAACACAAAAACUUCUCAACGACGCAUUCUUCUCUGGAGCUCGAGGAAUCAAGUGUCUGGUCAAGCGUGGAACGCGUCCAAGUAAACGAAUGGAUGUCGACUUCACUACGAUGAAACAAACCGACUCCACUAUUCGGGAAAUCAUCAGAACAGAUAUACCAUCCAAUGUCACUGUUUCGAUUCCUGAUUUGAUGGCAUCGGAAGCAAGACUUACUUGGCCAGAAGAAGAAAAUGAUAAGCUGUUGGAACUCUCAGUGAAAAUUCUGAAAGCAGGAGCUCUUGAUCCAAAAUGUUCCCACUCCAUGCUCAGUUUCAUUUCGCGAUUGACCAAACACAAGAGAAACGCUGAGAAGUUCGUGGACUUGAAUGGAGUUGUUUCCAUUUUCAGACUUCGAGCUCGUUGUGCAUCGACGUAUCCAUAUCUGGUUUCCGUUAUCAUCAGAAAUUGCAUCGACGAUGAAACUCUCCUCACUCAUGUGUACGAGAAAACGAUUCGAUCAUACAUUGCCGCUCCGAACCAUCCGCCUAUUUCGAUGUCAGAAUAUGGUAUCAAACCUAAGGAGUUCGUUGAUACUCUCAAUUUCAUGGCUCCAUUGUCAUCUCGAAACCCUCUGGUUUUCACGGAAGCGGUGAACAAGUUGGCCAGAUUGAAUGGUCCGGACAUUGUUCCAAUACCGAAGGAGAAGAAACCAGCUGCUUCAUCAUCCACUGCUACCGAUGCUGCUGCUUCAACGUCAUCGGCUCCACCAACUACAUCUGCUAGUUCACACACUGUCAUUGAAAACAACGACACUGCUAUUGUCAUUGUCAAUAUGAUGGUCCAUGAAGUUCUAUAUGGAGAUUUCCCAACUGUUGGCCCGACACGAAUGCUCCCACAGGAGAAGAUACUGACAAUACUUGCCGAAAUCAUAAAAUCUUAUCCAUCUCUGGCUAUCGUCGUUGCUGAAUGUCGAGAUGAACAACUAAGUGCUCUCUAUUCGCUUAUCGACACUUAUGUUAGUGCACCGGUGGAUAAGUUGGAAGUGACUAAUGCGCUGAAAACCCUCAUUGCCGUCAUCUCAGCUUCGCAAAACUCUACAAAAGCACAAGAUCUUCUCGUAACAGAUGUGAAAUCUGCUCUGAUAUCUUACUCCGAAGACGCGUAUAAGGUCAGACAGGAACAAGAAAAGAACAAAGCUGAAAAGGAGUCGGAAGAAAGGGAAGACGCCGCUGCCGAGCUAGAGAAACAAGAGGAAGAAAUUUUACAAAAGAUUUCUGAGUUAUGUUCUAUCAUCAUCAUCAUGUGUCAGAGCUGCCCAGCUCCUCACCACCAUCAUUCCGAUCGACAUCACCGGGAGAGAUUAUCACAGAACGCUGUUAUGAAACUAUUCCAUAAGAAGAAAAUCUGUGCUGACCUCGUUAGAACUAUUCAUUGUCUACAAUUGUCGAGCAAGGAAUCACUGGAUGCAAUAAAUCAAAUUCUCAAGACCCUUGAUACGCUUCUUGAAGGAUCAUCUGCCUCUGGACCCGCUGGUCUGUCAGGUGCUAGAUCCUUCAUGGAGUUUCUAGGAGCGAGACCGGUAGGCCGGGAGCGGAGAGUCCUUGCUGCUGGCGAUCCAAUAGAACGUGAAAUCGAAAGUAUGAUCAAUCGAGACGGCUUUGCUUUUGACGGAGAGAUGCAAAGUUUACUGCGGCGGUUGCAAGGCGAUGAUUGGAGAGCCGGUCCACCAAGAGCAGGACAACCAGGUGGAGAAGACGAAGAAGGGUCUGACAUUUUCGAAAGAGAACGUUCUGAUAGCCCAUCUGAAGCUUCUGAGCAUGUAGGAGACGAAGACGUCAGAGAUGAUGCUGUGGAAACUGGUGAUGGAGAAGUAGAAGUGGAAAUGGUCGAUAUUCAAGAAGACGCCGCAAAUCCUCCAGGAGAGCUGGUAGCUGUUCAAAUGGAGAUUCCUCAGGAUGACGGAGAAGACGAUGGGGAAGAUGAAGAGGACGAGGAAGACGACGAAGAUGAUGAUAACCAAGAUGCUCCGGAAGGAGAAGAAGAUGAAAAUGAUCGUGAGGAAGAUGACGAUGAAGAUGAGGAAGACGAGGAAGAUGACGAGGGAGAAGAACAAGAAGAAGCUAUGAGAGUAGUGGAGCCAAAUCCAGAACCUGCUGGAGUUCGUCGACUUUACGAUGAAGAAGAUGACGAUGACGAAGAAGAUGCCGAUGAAGAUGGUGAUAGCAUGGAAGAUGAUGUAGCUAGGUUGGAUUUGGAUGAUGAUUAUUUCGACAUUGGUGCACCAUUUGAUGUUCACCGUAUGGAUGACAUGAUCUUCCCUCCAAGUUUCGGCCGCCCAGGUGUCACUGCAUUUGCUGAUAUAUUCAGAGACGAGUUUGAUUUCUUACCACCGUAUCGAACGGACAGAAGACCAAUACCUCGCGCGUCCCACAUUGGAGGAGUCAUCAGUGAACACCCACUGAUGACACGACCACCAGCAGAAAGUGAUGUUGCUCGUCGUCCGAAUUCCGCCUUGCGAGCUGAAAUUCUCUCUAUGCAUACUCGUACUACAUUACAUCGUCAAAAUGCCAUACGAAGAACGACCAAUGAGGCACGAGAAAUCGAAGCAAUCAGCCGAUCAGUCAGAAUGGGAGAAUUCCCACCAGGACGAGUGGUUAUCCGCGGAACCAAUGCUACAGGAGACGGUGGAGCUCAUGCGUCGUUCUUUGAUCACAUUUUCGAGAUGCGUCCAGCGAAUGUGGCCUUCACAAGAAAUCCAUCAAACUUCCGAACUUACAACGCUACGGAUCGUGAGGACCGUCGUGAUGUGCGUGCUAGUCAAGUCCCAACAUGCUUGGAACGCUUGGAAUCCUACACUCUCUCUAUGGAACCUAUCUCAACCAGAUUUGUUACUGCGAUCGUCAAUUCUUAUCUAUGGACUUUCCACACUGCACGCGAAACUCAGAUCAGGAAAGACGCCGAGGCGAAAGCAAAAGCUAAAAAAGAAGCUGAUGCUGCCAAGAAAGCGGCUGAAGAGAAAAAGAAGGCUGCCUCUCAAGCUCAACUUGCGCAGGCUGCUCCUGUCGCAGUACCGACACCAGAAGAUAUAGGUCUCGCCACUCCUGCUGCAACCAAUACCACCAACACAGUUUCGGAAUCACAAGCACCAAACGCUUCGAACAGAGGAGAAGAAACAUCAACAACUCCAGCAGGAACACUUCCAGAGGCACAACAAGCUCAAGAACCUGUUGUUCCAGAGGAACCCAUGGAAACUGGUGAUGAUGACAAUGCUCAAGAUGCACUCCCACAAUCUUCUGCAGCCACCGCAGCGUCUUCCGUUGCUGGAACAGAAGAGAUUGAAGCAGUUGAAAGACAAGCCGUCGAAGAGCAUGUUCCACCAAUUCAAGAUCACGAUAUUCCUCCAGUUCGACUUGUUGAAGAACGAGUACCAGGAAGGCAUAUGAUGGAUGAAGAGUUUCGUGCAAUCCUUGGUGACAUUGAUAUACCGGAUGGUGUGGAUCCCGCUUUCCUGGUUGCUCUUCCAGAAGACAUGCGCCAAGAAGUUAUCCGUGACUUCCAACGUCAGCAAAGAGCCGAAAGAGCGUCCCGUCCAGUUCCAGCUGCUCAACCGGUCGUCGCCAAUGCAGCAGAACCAGCGGCUGAAGCUGCUGAGGCGCCCGCUGCAGACAGAGCCCCACUGAUCGAGCCAAUUGAUCCAGUAUUUUUAAACGCUCUUCCACCAGAGCUACAAGAAGAAGUUCUUGCUGAACAUGAAAGACGUGUUCGUGAAGCUGAAGAUCAACUGAGACGUCAGAAUGCACCACCAGCACAGCCUGUGGAAAUGGACGGAGCUGCAGUUAUCGCUUCUCUACCAGCCAACGAAAGAGCUCAAGUACUCGCUGAAAUGGAUGAGGCUGAAUUAGCAGGCUUACCAGUAGAAAUGCAGAAUGAAGCACGACGAGCAAGAGCUCAGCACAUUGAACCAAACAUGCUUCGGUAUCAUCGGCUGUUAUUCCGUGGUGGAGCUGGCGGUGGCCCAGCGCAAGUCGGGCUAGCAAGAACAAGAACAACGACUAGGCCAGGUAAAAGUUUGCAUAAUGUCUCAGCUCAAUCAGGCCCCACAAUCGGACAAAAUGCAGGAAAUGGAUAUCAAGCUCCCACAGAUCAUCCACAUUUGCUUGAUAAAGAGUCAAUUUUGACUCUUUGUCUUCUCUACCUAGUCGACAACAACAGAGUUCCUCAUACACGUCUCCAAAAAGUCCUCCGAAGUGCUUGUGUGAACCAGACAACCUGUGACUUCAUCGUAUGGUGUCUAUUAGCGUUGCUGGAUAAGGCUAGUGAUUCUAACAUGGACGAUGAAGAGAUGAUCUCCAACGUUCCAGCAUGGCUCGACUCAAUUGCAGUAUCUGGUGUUGGUCAUAACGAGAAAGCCAUAAGAAUUUCGGAAAAUGCUCAGAAGGUUUCGAUUCACUCAAUGUUGGCUAUUCCAAUGUGCAAGAACAUUCUCGAUCUUCUCACUAAUAUUGCUCGCUCUUAUCCGGGCAACUUCUUACCAGCAAUUCUUCGUCAUGGAGCAAAGCCAACAGAUGUUCCCAAGCAGGCACCAUCUUUCCAACAGUUCUGGAACAUGGUUCAAACCCAAAGUUCCAAAUUCCCAAGAAGUAAGGAUUGGACCACAGCACCGGAACAACAACUGGAGGAGUGUCCCCUUGGGCAGAUGCUGAGUUCUCUCCAAAAACCAACAAUGGCCAAGUCUCCAUUGAAAGAGAAGGUGUUGAAGGUCGCAAGUCAAAUCAUGGUAACGCUACCGAUGGACACUUUGAAAUUGUUGGGAAAUGAUGAGUCGAGAAAGCCAUUUGCUGAAAAGUUGGAAUUCGUAAUCCGAGUUAUGACGACUGGGUCGUGCAGUGCUGAGGGUCUUUCUGAUGGACUCACUAUCCUAUCUGAAGCGAUGAGAAGUUUCUCCGAUUCCACAUCUACUGAUAUUUACGAACAUCUCUUCUCUGCUGUCACUAAGCUUGGAAGCGAGCUUCUUCCUCAAAUCGAUCGGUUGAUCCUGGAAUUAGAUGAUGCCCAAAAGCCGGAAAAUGCGUCAGUUGGAGGUUCCGAUCAAACAUCUACAUCCUCGAAGACUGCCCAACUAGUAGUAGACACAAACGCCGGAGGACGUACAGCUGCGGGUAGAUUCGAUGGUGAACGGGUUGUCAUUGACGGAGAUCAGAACAUGCGGCUUCAAAUGAGCUCUUGUAAGGAACUACAACUCCCAGCCGUCACAGUUCUCACGGACAAAGGAGGAUCUCAGUAUGCUAUUCUCAGUGCUCUGCAAACCCUCGUCAAAGUUCGGAGUCAUAUGAAGGCGAUCAAAAAGGAUAAAACUAAGCGGGCUAAGGAGGCCGAGAAAAAGCAGAAAGAGAAAGGUAAAGAAACUCCAACUAACAGCUCAGUACCACAACCAACUGAUACGGCUACCUCCGCUUCCUCUGCUGCUUCGAACCAGCCAGCACAAGAACCAGAAUCAGAAGAUGUCGUUGAUGAGGAACCAAGAAUUUCUGAACGUCUGCAUUCUCUCGAGAAUCUUUGGAAUUCUCUGUCUGAUUGUCUCCUUCGUCUUGGAAAAGCUUCAGAUCCACAUGCCGUUUUGGCACUCCAACCGGCUGCAGAAGCAUUCUUCCUCGUUCACGCUUCUCAACAACAAAAACCGAAGAGCAAGGAUUCAGAAGCUAAGCGGAAGGAAAGCCAAGCAGCGCCAUCAACAUCAGCCGCUGCAGCUGUUGCUUCAUCUGUUUCUCAUGACGGUCUACGAGAAGAUUUGGAUCCGGAUACUGCCAAGCUCAUCGAGUUUGCAGAGAAACAUCGUCAAGUUCUCAAUCAAGCUCUUCGUCAAAACAAUGCUGUUCUGUCGGCUGGUGGCCCAUUCGCAGUUUUGACUCAGUUCCCCAAACUUCUGGACUUCGAUGUUAAGAGAAAAUACUUCCGGAAAGAACUAACCAAAAUGGAGCCUUCAAUGCCUCGUUAUCGCCGUAAUGACGUUUCGGUACAAGUGUCUCGCAACCGUGUCUUCUCCGACUCAUUCAGGGAACUCUUCCGCCUCCGACCAUCUGACUGGAAGAACAGAUUCUAUAUUAUUUUCCAAGGAGAAGAAGGACAAGAUGCUGGAGGACUUCUGCGAGAAUGGUUCUCUGUAAUCACUAGAGAGAUCUUCAAUCCUAACUAUGCUCUGUUCAUCACUGCUCCAGGAGACAUGGUGACCUACAUGAUCAAUAAGGCAUCUUACAUCAAUCCUGAACAUCUUGACUAUUUCAAAUUCGUCGGACGGCUUAUUGCAAAAUCCGUAUUCGAGCACAAAUACCUAGAUUGCUAUUUCACUCGUGCAUUCUACAAACACAUCCUCAACUUGCCAGUACGGUAUCAAGAUUUGGAAAGUGAAGAUCCAGCUUUCUUCAAAUCGCUUGAUUUCUUGCUUCAAAAUUCGAUUGACGAUCUUGAUCUUGAUCUAACUUUCUCAACGGAAGUAGAGGAGUUUGGAGUUCGUUCGGUUAGAGAUUUGAAGCCAAAUGGAAGAAAGAUUGAGGUCAACGAUGCUAACAAGGAUGAAUACGUGAAAUUGGUUUGCCAAAUGAAGAUGACGGGAUCAAUUCGGAAGCAACUCGACGCGUUCCUCACCGGAUUCUACGAGAUUAUUCCGAAAGAUCUCAUUUCGAUGUUCAACGAACAGGAGCUGGAGUUACUCAUUUCUGGACUUCCAACAGUUGAUAUAGACGACAUGGCAGCUAACACCGAUUACAAAGGAUUCCAGAAGACGUCAACACAUAUUCAGUGGUUCUGGAGAGCUCUUCGCUCAUUCGAGAAAGAGGACAAAGCCAAGUUCUUGCAAUUCGUCACUGGUACCUCCAAGGUGAGUGAAUUCACCUUCUUUACAGAAAAGAUAAUGAUUGAGUUUCAGGUUCCACUUCAAGGAUUCGCAUCUUUGGAAGGAAUGAAUGGAGUUCAAAAGCUCAGCAUCCAUUUGGACAGCCGUGGUGGAGAUAGACUUCCAGCAGCUCAUACAUGUUUCAACCAAUUGGAUCUUCCUCAAUACGAUUCAUACGAAAAGCUGCGUCAAUCGCUUCUUCUCGCUAUCCGUGAAUGCACCGAAGGUUUCGGAUUCGCUUAA